GUUUAAUAAAUAAUGUGAAAAUCAUUAAUAAUAGCUUCAAAUGAGUUAAAACUACCGUAGAAAUACUCACAAUCCAUCAAUUAACAAAAGCCAAUUCAGGAUUUUAUCGACAAACUAGAAAUUUGGCAAGGACACGAUGUUUCAUCCAAAUCACGGAAAAAGGAUUGAGCUGAAAAAUGAGUCAAAAACAGCUAUUCGAAAUAUUAAUGAAUUUAAUCAUGGAAUUGUUCUUUCAAAGACUCCUCUAAUCGAUGACUUAAAGUUUGAGGUCCGAAUAGAUAAAAGGAUUCAUUCAUGGAGCGGAAGCAUCGAAAUUGGAGUAACAACAUCUAAUCCAGAAUCUACGGAACUGCCAGCUUGUGCUAGUAAACUUAAAAAUGGAACUUGGAUUAUGAGUGGAAUAUCCGUACUGAAAGAUGGACAGAGCUUAAUGGAGUAUUAUGGACAUGAUCUAGACAAAUUAUCUGAAGGCGAUAAAGUCGGUGUGAUGAGAAGUUCCAAAAGCGAGCUUAUAUUUUUUAUAAACGGUGAAUCUCAAGGCAUUGCAGCACGUGAUAUCCCUAGGAAUGUUUAUGCAUUAGUCAAUUUGUAUGGAAAAUGUGGUCAAGUUACUAUAAUUAGUGAAGAUAUCCCAGUAGAAGAAGAGACUCCGUCAACACAUGUUUCACAGAAUAUUGAUAUUCCUUUGUCUGUGGAAUUAAAUGUAGAUUCUACAUUAUCAUUAAUCGAUUCACCCUUUUUUGAUCCGAAUGAUAAGUUAAGAUUCCAUUCAAGAUGUGGUUCUCUUGUUAAAUUAACUGGGAAUUUUCGAUGUGCAGAACGUAGACGUCCAUAUGAUGAGUUUAAUAAUGGAAUCGCGAUGACUCAUCGACCACUAAGAGACAAUGAAUUAUUUGAAAUUCGAAUUGAUCGGCUUGUUGAUAAGUGGUCUGGCUCAAUUGAAGUGGGUGUGACUACUCACUGUCCCAAUGCUCUACAAUUUCCAGCAACAAUGACAAAUUUAAGAUCCGGAACUAUAAUGAUGAGUGGCUGUGGUAUUUUAACAAAUGGUAAAGGAACACGCAGAGAAUAUGGUGAAUUUAAUUUAGAUGAAUUGAGAGAAGGUGAUCGAGUAGGAAUGAUGAGAAGAUCAAAUGGAAAUCUUCAUUAUUUUAUUAAUGGACGUGAUCAAGGAAUUGCUGCAAAUCGGGUUGCAUCACAAUUAUGGGGUGUUAUUGAUCUUUAUGGAAUGACUAUAAAAGUCACAAUCGUUGAUCCAGAUGAGGCUGAGCAGCAAAAUUUGCAGACCAGACGUAACAAUUCUACUAAUAUACAUCCAAUGCCUUCAAUCGAGUCAUCAAUAGUUCAGUCAGAUUAUGAAGAUCGAAAUAAUGAUCGUCUUAGUUUCCAUCAAGUUUGUGGAACAAAUGCUCAAGUUACUCACAGUUUAAGGACCUGCUUACGUCCAAAUGCUGCAGAAGACUUUAAUAACGGCGUUGUGCUGACAAGAAGACAUUUAAAAAAUAAUGAAGUCUUUCAAGUACGAUUAGAAAGAAUUGAGAAGAAAUGGGCUGGAUCCAUUGAAAUUGGAAUUACUACACAUUCUCCCUUAGAUCUUGAAUUUCCGUUUACAAUGACUAAUGUUCGAUCAGGCACAUGGAUGAUGACUGGGAACGGAGUGAUGCAAAAUGGUACAACGAUAAUUGAGCAAUAUGGACAGAAUUUAGACAGGCUUCAAGUUGGUGAUUGUGUAGGAGUUGUUGUUAGGGAUGAUGGAAUUGAAAGAAGGCUCCAUUUCUUUGUUAACAAUAUUGAUCAAGGUCCAGCAGCAGACAAAAUUCCUGACAAAGUCUAUGGUGUUAUUGAUCUUUAUGGUCAAGCUGCACAAGCAAGCAUUGUUGACGUAUCAUCGGAAUGUCAAACGCCAGACGAAACUGCAAAUUCCACAAUAUCCAACACGACAUUAUUCAGUACAGAACCAAAGCUGAGAUUUCAUCAUAUUCAUGGUAGAAAUGCUCGAUUAUCAAAUAAUGGAUUAACUGCCAGUAGACCGAAGGCAUUAAGUGAAUUCAAUGAUGCAAUUUUAUUUAGCAACCGUCCGUUGAGGCAAAGAGAGCUAUUCGAAGUUAUAAUUGAAAAUGUCGUGGAGCAUUGGAAUGGAUCAAUUGAAAUCGGUGUGACUGGAGUUCGACCAGAAGAUUUGACACUUCCAAGCACUGCAACUGAUUUAUCUUUGAAUACUAUUAUGGCUUCUGGAACUACUCUAAUGCUAAAUGGAGUGACUGUAAGGAAUGAUUUACCAUUUGAUCUAGACAAUUGCAAGUCAGGAUGUCGAAUAGGAGUCAUGAGGAAUGGAAAUAACAUUAAUUUCUUUAUUAAUGGCAUUGAUCAAGGAUGUGCACAUGAAUGUCGUGCUCAAAACAUUUAUGCGGUUAUUGAUCUUUAUGGACAGUGUUCACAAGUUACUUUAUGUACAGGAACAAAUGUCGUAGCACCGUACGCAACAUCAGAGAAUUCUCAAAGUCUGCAAAUUACAUCAAUUAUUCAGCCAACAACGGACAUAAAACAUCAUCGAUUUUCUGUCAUUUCAGGGAAUUGUGCAUUACUACAAAAUUGGACAGUUGCAGUACGAUGCACAAAUUCACCUCUAUCACGUUGCUUGGUAUUUUCUGAGCGAAAUCUUGUCGCAGGCGGUGAACCAUUUGAGAUUCGCAUAAAGGAAAUGAAUACAUUCUAUGCUGGUCACAUUCGAAUUGGCGUGACUGAUUUGAAUUUAUCAGAUGAGCAUAUACGAAAAAAUAUCCCAACAACUAUUAAAAGAUUGGGUGCGAAUGUUUGGUACGUGACAGGAAAUGAAGUUCGACACAAUAAUCAGCUAUUGAGAAAGUCCAUGGCAUCUGUUGAAUGGCUACGUGUUGGAGAUAAAAUAACGUUAGAAUUAACAGCAACAAAGACUUUAAAAAUCUUAUUAAAUUCUGAAGAUGUUAACAUUUAUUUUGAUGACAUUCCUGAGAAUGUACAUGUAGUUGCGGAACUUCAAGGUGCAAUUAUGGCUGUACAAAUUGUUUCGACUCAAACUCCACAAUCUCCAUUACGACCUUAUAAUCUAAGAUUACAGGAUUCACUCGAAUUAGGAUUAGAUUUAAAUAAGAACGACUCAAUGUUGGAAUCAAUCGAAGCUGAUCUUUUUGUGCAUGAAUUCCACGAAAAUUGUGGCUCUAAUGUUCGAUUAAGUGAUGAUAAAAAGUCCGCAACAAGAUUUCAAUCAUAUAAUAACGGAAUCAUCUGCAUGUCUAAGCCAUUAUCACGUGGACAAAGUGUAAGCUUUAAAGUCACUCAAUCAGCAGAGUCAAAAUGGAAAGGAACAUUGUCGAUUGGAUUAAUUGGAUUAAAUCCUAAUAAUAAGUUCACAUUUCCAUCAACUGCCAUAAAUUUGGAAAAGCCAUGCUGGAUUGUGUCACAAGAUCAUUUCAACAUUAAUGGCGUUAAGACCAAGACAUUAAAAUUUACAGAUGCAUUUGAUCAAAUUAAAACGGGAACAAUUGUUACAUUGGCAUUAAACAUUCAAGGAGCACUAUCAUUAACAAUUGGAUCUACAUCAUUCCAAGACAUUAUUGUUGGACUUCCAAAUUUCGUAUAUCCAAUAUUUGAUAUUUAUGGAAAGUGUCAGAAAAUCACAUUAGUUUCUGGUGACAACCAACGAAUUCCUUCGUCUAUAAGCGAUGACAAUAUCGUUAAUCAUGAAUCUGAUAGUAUACAGCAAAAUUGCGAGAAGGCUGAUUUGGAAGUUCAUGAGAAAGAAACAGAUCAAAUUUUAACUCCAACACCUAGCACAUCAAUAAAUCCAAUGAGUCGAUCAGUAAUGGAAAGCGUCUCAGCGAAUGAAUUCACUAAUAUGAGCAUCAAGAACAGAACAGCAAAUGAAGCUAGAAAUCAGGAAUUGUCAAGUUCAUGUUGUCUUCGUGAUUCUCUUCAACUACAGCACUCGACAAACCUAAACAUUCAACGUUCACAAAGCACACAUAGAUUUACAAGUUUAAUGAAUAUUUAUCAUCACAUGGAAGAAAAUCGUGACGUCCCAUCCAUCGAAAACUUAAGAUUACAAUCGAAUAGAAUUAAUAAUGAUCACAUUAAUAAUACGACAAGGAAUGAAAGUAUAGCACAACAACAGCAUCUUCAUAACAUUAACAAUAUUGCUGGAUGUAGCAGUAAUAAUAAUAAUAAUAAUAAUAAUCAGAGUGUUGAUAACAGCAAUGAGAAUAACGAAAGUGGAAGUGAAGAAACGAGGAAUGAAGAUUGUGAAUAUUUGAAGCUUUUACUUGGAUUUAAAAGAACUUUAAUGCUGCCUGACAUUUAUUUCCUUCCUAAUUUAUCUCCAUUAUGUUACUGUGAGAAGUGCUGCAAGCCUAAUGCUCCGCUAAAAGGUUGGGUGAAAUUUACAAUAAAUCAACAAAUAACGAAUCCUCAACAGCAAGAAAGCUCAAAUGAAAAUUGGAUGACAGCAUAUUGUGCAACAAGAGUCGAUAAGAUUCGCUCAGUCUUAGAUCAUGGCCAGCCAGCACCGAAUGCAGAAAUAGAACAAUCGCUACUUAUGCGUGAUAACCAAAGUGAAUCGAGUGAUAUUGAGGAUUUAAUUAAUGGAAAAUACAUAAUUUUAAGAGCACAGCCGUCAAAUAAGGAUAAAAUUGAUAAACCAUUCGUCCAUCGAUAUAUGAGUAAUGGCAUUUUCUAUCGUAUAUGCACAACUUUUGAAGUUAAGGUUAAGACAUCAGCAAUUAAGAACUUGGAUGUCUCUAGUCAGAACUGUAAGAUUUACACUACCAAAGAGGCAAAUGCUUGUAUCCUCAAUAGUUUAUGUAUUUGUCUUGUUCCUAUUUAAAUUGACGAAAUUUUGUGACUUCUUUUAAGCUUGACUGUACAUUUUAAAGCUAUUUAAAAUUAUAUUCAGACAAGGAUUAAUAAAAAAAAAGUUUAAUUUGCU
Chironomus riparius is the source of this 4960-nucleotide messenger RNA. Lineage: Eukaryota; Metazoa; Arthropoda; Insecta; Diptera; Chironomidae. The record is from the annotation of a GenBank genome assembly.